ACCUUUGAUCCUCAACACCGCCCAAUUGUGGAGUUUGCUUUAGACAAUGUCCAGAAACUAAAGCUUCGCACAGAAAAGCUUCAAUCUAAACAACAGGCUCCUCACAGAUUCACGAAUGAUAUGCAGAAAAAUGAUCAUACAAACACAGUGGGCCACGCUUCAAACACGAACUCCAGAAAACGCAAGUCCAGAGAUAAAGAGGCAUCAUUGAAGGAUACAGUUGGAGAUAAAGCUAGGAUAUUAAAAGACAAACUUAGUGAGAACCCCACUGGUGAAGAAGGCAGUUCUUUGAAAAAGCAGAAAGGUUCGAAAAGCAGUGUACCAGAUAAAAAGAUGAAAAACCAGAACAAAGAAAAAGGCCCGUCUAACAUUGUCGAUAAGAAGCCAGAAAUACGAGAAGUAGUCGUGACUAGAAAAAGAAAGGCAUUCAAUGUUCAACCCAAACAAUCGAAAGAAGAUUUGAGAAGUAGAAAACGGGGUAAAAAAAGUGAGCCGGUGGGACGUGAUGUUGGGGAUAAGCUCGACUUGUUGAUCGAACAAUACAGAGCCAAAUUUGCAGGGAAUGACUCUGCUGAAGCUGAGGGCAAGAAGCAGAGCUCCAAACGUCUUAAAAGGUGGUUUGAGUCAUAA
This is a messenger RNA of Striga asiatica, 630 nucleotides long. Lineage: Eukaryota; Viridiplantae; Streptophyta; Magnoliopsida; Lamiales; Orobanchaceae. The record is from the annotation of a GenBank genome assembly.